Messenger RNA from Pogona vitticeps (central bearded dragon), 2178 nucleotides. The record is from RefSeq and is a predicted model, not a curated record. Lineage: Eukaryota; Metazoa; Chordata; Lepidosauria; Squamata; Agamidae.
GUGGUCGGCCGGCUCCGGCUUCUCUGUGUGGCGGGCCAUGGCGGCGGCGGCGAUGGCGGCAGCAGCGGCGUCCGCGAUCGGGCCGGGAGCAGCCUCGGUGGCUCGCGUCUCCUGCGGGAGAGACCUCAGCUGCGUCCCCGAGGUGGCGGGCACCCUUGGUGCGGUGGCCAGGCAGGGGUUUGAUUUCCUCUGCAUGCCUGUUUUCCACCCCCGUUACAAAAGGGAGUUUUUCCUCGAACCAGCGAAAAACCGACCAGGACCUCAGACCCGCUCUGACCUGUUGCUCUCAGGAAGAGAUUGGAACACGCUGAUUGUGGGCAAACUGUCCCCAUGGAUCCAGGCUGAUUCCAACGUGGAGAAAGUCCGCAGAAAUUCGGAGAUGGCCGUGUUGGAAGAACUGAAUUUUGGGGCGUACUUGGGGCUCCCUGCUUUCCUCCUACCCCUGACGCAGGCGGAGAACCCCAACUUGGCACGGGUUUUAUGCAACCACAUCAAUACCGGGCAUCAUACUUCCAUGUUCUGGAUGCGGGUUCCGCUGCUGGCCCCCGAAGACUUGCGGGAUGAUGUGAUUGAAAAUGAACCCAUGCAGGGAAUAGAAGAGGAGAGCGCAGGCGAGGAGAAAACCUGGCAGUGGUGGCAUAACUUCCGGACGCUGUGCGACUACAACAAGCGUAUCGCUGUGGCCCUGGAGGUGGGGCCCGACUUGCCCUCCAACCACGUCAUCGACCGCUGGUUGGGGGAGCCCAUCAAGGCAGCCAUCCUGCCCACCAGCAUCUUCCUGACCAAUAAGAAAGGCUUCCCGGUUCUCUCCAAGAUGCAUCAGCGCCUGAUCUUUCGCCUGCUGAAGCUUGAGGUCCAGUUCAUCAUCACAGGCACCCACCACCACCCCGAAAAGGAGUUUUGCUCUUACCUUCAGUACCUGGAAUAUCUCAGCCAGAACUGCCCACCGCCGUCCGCCUAUGAGCUUUUCGCGAAGGGCUAUGAGGACUAUCUCCAGUCUCCGCUGCAGCCCUUGAUGGACAAUUUGGAAUCGCAGACGUACGAGGUCUUUGAGAAGGACCCCAUCAAGUACUCCCAGUACCAACAGGCGAUCUACAAGUGCCUGCUAGACCGUGUGCCCGAUGAGGAGAAAGAAACAAACGUUCAGGGGGGGAUGGUGCUGGGGGCAGGCCGGGGCCCCCUUGGGAAUAGAUCUCUGCUCUCUCGGGGACGCGACAACUUUUCUCGGUCUCCUUCCCGCAGGUUGGAGAGCUGGCAAUACGAGGAGUGGGGUUCUCAGGUGACGGUGGUUUCCCGCGACAUGCGGGAAUGGGAGGCACCGGAGAAGGCCGACCUCAUGGUGUCAGAGCUGUUGGGGUCGUUCGCCGACAACGAGCUCUCCCCGGAAUGUCUGGAUGGGGCCCAGCAUUGCCUGAAAGAGGGGGGCGUGAGCAUCCCUUGUGAUUAUACCUCCUUCUUGGGCCCCAUCUCCUCCUCGAAGCUUUACAACGAAGUCCGUGCCUGCCGUGAGAAAGACCGGGAUCCAGAGGCUCAGUUUGAAAUGCCUUAUGUUGUUCGGCUUCACAACUUCCACCAGUUAGCACCCCCUAAACCUUGCUUCUCCUUCAGACAUCCCAACCCAGACUCUAUCAAAGAUAACAACCGCUACCAGACGCUGGAGUUCCAGGUCAAUGUGAACACCGUGCUUCAUGGUUUUGCUGGGUACUUUGAGACCACCCUCUAUGGAGACAUCACUCUCAGUAUUCGUCCGGAAACUCACUCACCAGGCAUGUUUUCAUGGUUCCCUAUUUUCUUCCCCAUCAAGCAACCUAUGAGCGUGCAGGCAGGCGAGCGUAUCCGGGUGGCCUUCUGGCGUUGCAGCACCUCCAAGAAAGUUUGGUACGAGUGGGCUGUAGUUUCCCCCAUGUGCUCUGUCAUCCACAACCCCACGGGACGUUCCUACACAAUUGGAUUGUGAGCAGGAGUUCAGUCCAUUCUCAUGAACGGCAUCCCCAUUGCCUCUCACCCUGAGACACAAGAGAACGUCCUCCACUCCAGCAUGAAAUACUUGAUUUUUGUUUAUAGAGGCACAAGGUCUCCCCACGUUUGCUGGGUGAAAGUCAACUUUCAUUGAAUCCCUCCUGCUUUGAUCAUGUCUUUCUGGUCUUUGAAAUUUCAAUAAAGUUGCUGAAGUUUGAG